Messenger RNA from Theileria orientalis strain Shintoku, 1167 nucleotides. RefSeq lists its product as hypothetical. The coding region runs from base 1 to 1167 and encodes 388 amino acids. The record is from RefSeq and is a predicted model, not a curated record. Lineage: Eukaryota; Apicomplexa; Aconoidasida; Piroplasmida; Theileriidae. The transcript has a single exon.
AUGAAUAUAUUUAGAGCGGUCAAUACUGUUUUGUAUCCACUCUUUAUAUUCUUGUUGUUCAGUGGACGGAAUCUUUUGGAAUCCACUGAUACAUCAGCCGGUUCUACUCCAGGUUCUGGAGCUGGUACAAAUGAAGGCCAACAAGCUAGCGCUACACCCACAUCUGGUGGUACAACUCCCGGAACAGAUGCUGGUUCAGGUACUAAAACUGGUGUUGAACUUAGUCUUAAGGCUACAGCUUCUACUGACCAGUUUGAUCACAAUAAAAAUAAUAAAAUAGUCACUUAUACGGCUAAAGAUACCUAUGGUUUCAAAUCGGUUAAAACAGGUGAUACUGUUGUCUGGAGCACUACUAAUGCCAGUGAGUAUGCCAGUAAAGUAGUUCUGAAUGGCAAGGGUAAUAAGAAAAAAGAGGUUACAAUUCACCUGCCUAAUGGUACAAAAAAGGUGUUUAAGAGAGAAAAUAAGGGUAAGCCAUGGAUUGAACUUAGUCAGGAUAAUAAAGAAGGUACUUCUACAACUGGAGGUGAUGGAUCCGAGUUUGAACUUAAUAUUAAAUCCAGUGAUGACAAAUCUGAUCCUGAUAAAUAUGAUGUUACAACUUCCUUUUCUAAAUCCAAAAUUUACUCAAUAAAAUCAGGUAAAAAAUGCACAUUGAUUAAGGUUGAAGAUAAAGAGGUUUGGAAAUAUGAUUCUAGCAAAAAUUUUGGCUAUCCCAAAAAAAUAAACUACAAUGAGGAACAAAAUAAAAUUAUCAUUACCCUCGAUGAUGGAUACUUAGAAUACAAUAAAAAAAGUGACAAAUGGGAGAUAAAUGAGAUUGCUAGUACCAAAGAGAAAUCAAGUACAAAUUCCACAUCUGGCACUGGCACGGGAACAGGAGGUGGCACUGGAACUGGCACAGGAACUGGAACUGGCACGGGAACAGAUGGGAGUGGUACUCCUGCAAGCAGAGGUGGCACAGGAACACCUGGCAGUGGUACCCCUGAAAGCAGAGAUGGCACCUGUACAGGUGGUGGAGGCACACAUACAGGCCGAGGCAGCACUCAUACUGGAGGUGGCAAUGGAGGUGGUACAUCGCCACCCUCUAAUGAAAGUAGUGGAACACAUACAGGUGGAUCUGGUCGAGGCGGUGGUACUGAUCGAACAAGUGGUGGAAGGCAUUAA